UGUGUGCAAGUGUCGGCGCAGCCCGAUCGCUCGCCUCCGCUCUACUUCCCCAAACACGCGCUCGCUCCUGCCGCCUGCGCCGCGCGCCGCCCGCCCGCUCGCCCGAUCUCCUAAGUUCUCGGCGCCGCCGCCUCGUCUCGCCUCGCCUCGCCUCGCCCGUGGGGUCCGACCCCCAGAACGGUGUCGCUGCGCGGAUCGACCUCCCCCCGCCUUCCCCGCAGCCCACCACCACGCACCCGCCGCUCCAGCCCACGUCUCCCCGGAGACCCGAGGGGCGUACAGAUGGCGUGAGCAGUCAAGAGAAAACUUGGUGACAGCAGCGCGUCGCGGCUCCUCCGAUCGGCUGCCCGACUCGACUGCAUGGAGCGCCGGCGUCUCGCGCCGAGCACAGCAGCCCGUCCAGCGUGGACCGCGUCUCCACCACGUCCGAGUGAAGAAGACUGAAGUGUCACCGGACUGCCUCGUCCCUUCAACUCUCUUUUUCGCACCGUCGCGUCGGAUCACACAGCGAAACACCACCGGGGGGCCAUUUCCGAAGAGUACGCAUGAUGGAAGAACAGGCUGCUUCUAACAGCAGCCCGCAGCACGGCCGGAGCAGGCAGAACGUCGUCAGGUGUGGGUGGCUGAGAAAGCAAGGGGGCUUUGUCAAGACUUGGCACACGCGGUGGUUUGUUCUCAAGGGGGACCAGCUCUAUUACUACAAGGAUGAAGACGAGACAAAAGCCCUGGGAACAAUUGUCUUACAUGGUAACAGAGUCACAGAACAUCCCAACAAUGGCGAAGAAGCAGGAAAAUUUCUCUUUGAAGUAGUUCCAGGUGGAGACCGGGAACGGAUGACAGCCAACCAUGAGACAUACCUCCUUAUGGCCAGCAGCCAGAAUGACAUGGAGGAUUGGGUGAAGACCAUCCGCAGAGUCAUAUGGGCACCCUUUGGUGGAGGUAUCUUUGGGCAGAAGCUGGAGGAAACAGUGCGCUAUGAGCGGCGCUUUGGGAACAAGCUUGCCCCCAUGCUGGUGGAGCAGUGUGCAGACUUCAUCCGCCAGUGGGGCCUGCAGGAGGAGGGCCUCUUCCGCCUACCCGGUCAAGCUAACCUGGUCAAGGAGCUGCAGGAUGCCUUUGACUGCGGAGAGAAGCCUUUGUUUGACUGUAACACAGACGUUCAUACAGUGGCUUCCCUUCUCAAGCUGUACCUGAGAGAACUCCCUGAGCCAGUUAUUCCCUUUGCCAAAUAUGACGACUUCCUGUCCUGCACUAAACUCCUCAGCAGAGACGAGGAAUCCGGAAUGAAGGAACUGAGAAAACAAGUACAAGGCCUACCUCCAGUGAACUACAACCUGCUUAAAUAUAUAUGCAGGUUUCUUGAUGAAGUGCAGUCAUAUUCAGGUGUGAAUAAAAUGAGUGUACAAAACUUGGCUACUGUCUUUGGGCCAAACAUUCUGCGGCCAAAGAUAGAGGACCCUGUAGCAAUUAUGGAAGGCACUGUGCUUGUUCAGCAGCUGAUGUCAGUUUUGAUCGGGAGACACGAUGUGCUGUUUCCUAAAGACGAGGACAGUCCAACUGCUGCGGAGUUGUGUAACAACAACAAUGAAGGGGAAAAGAAGCCUAUGGUGGGCCAUCUCCAGAAUAAGGAGAACAAUAACAUGUCAGCUGUUCGCCAGUGCUCGUGGGAGACCCCUGAAUCACCCCAGCGAGUGCCUGUGGACAACUGCUCCCCGACUCUGCUGAGUGGCCCCCGCACUGGAAGUCCGCGGAACAGUUUAGCGGGAAAGUUCGACAUCACCCGCAGUCCUCCACUAACGAUCAAGAAGAACCCGGCGUUCAACAAGGGGAGCGGCAUAGUGACCAAUGGCUCCUUCAGCAGCUCUGCCACCGAUGGCAACCAUGAGAAGAGCCUGACGCUGCCUGGUGGCCUGCCAGCCCGUCGCACAGCCUCCCUCAAGGGCUCUGGCACCAAGAUGGGCACCAGCGGCGUGUCUAAUGGCAACGUGCGCCUCGGUGUCUCCAGCACCGAUUCAAACAAUGGGACUCUGAAUGGACGCGGUGGCCCAUGGGCAUCAAGUGCCCAUGUCACCAUGCGUGAUGGAAAGCCCAGGGAGAGCAUGGGAGAGCAGGCAACUCAGCAGCAUCGUCUCUCCACCUACGACAAUGUGCAGCAGCAGUUAAUGCAGCAGCAGCAGCAGCAGCAGCAGCAGCAGCAGCAGCAUUCCUUGGGCAACAGCUGUGAGGACAAGCAGAGCGUCGACAGCGCCACCUGGUCCACCUCCUCCUGUGAAAUAUCCCUGCCAGACAACUCGACCUCCUGCCGUUCGUCCACCACCACCUGCCCUGAACAGGAUUUCUUCGGGGGGCCCUAUGAGGACCCAAUGCUGGACGGGCACUCACAGGACGAGGUGACCCACUUGGGGGAGUUUGAGGGCAAAGCAGGUCGGCAGAAUGGUGGUGGGCGAGGCAGCCGUGGCACCAGCAGCAGUGACAACAAUGAGCUGUACGUGGUGACCAAUGGCCCCAGCAGCCAUAGCGCCCUGCACAGCCUGGUGGCGAGCCUCAAGCAGGAGAUGCUCAAACAGAAGGCUGAGUACGAGGCCAGGAUCAAAAGUCUGGAGAACCGCAACAUGGAGCUUGAGACAGAGAUGGUAAACCUGCAUGAGGAGCUGGACCAGGAGAGGAAGAAGUACACCAUGGUAGAGAUCAAGCUGCGCAAUGCCGAAAGGGCAAAGGAAGAUGCUGAAAAAAGGAAUGAGAUGCUGCAGAAGGAGAUGGAGCAGUUCUUCUCCACCUUUGGGGAGCUGACCGCAGACUCACGGAGGCCAGAGAGGGGCAACACGAUCUGGAUUCAGUGAAGAGACUUUCUUGGCCGAAGCCAAGCAGACUGUUGCAUUGUUGGUAAGGUGGCUGGUCACCUACCUUGAAAAAAUACAGUCCUUCAUUGAGAAGGAAGUAUUUUAGACUCCUGAAGGAAGACAAAGAGCAGUUCUUGCUACAGUUCUUUAAUGUGAUCCCACCAAAUAUAUAAUCCACCUGUUAUAAAGUGUUAUCCUGUACCUGGGUGUGUAUAUAGCAGAAAACAAUGUUUUAGUCUUCAAGAAAAAAAUAUAUUGUAAAAAAAAUCUACUCAAAUAUUUUAGUGCAAGUCUGAUGUUUAAGCUCAAUGAUCAUUGUGUUCCGUUUAAAUUUAAUAUCAAGGCUUUUUCUUGCACUUAUCUUUUUUCAGUAUGGUACUGAAUGAAUUUGUGUAUGCUGGUUUUAUUUUUAGCUACUGUUCCCUUUUAAUUUAAAAAAAAAAAUGUUGCUGGCUACACAUUAUGUGCCAUUUGACUCAUCCCAUGACCAAAAAAAAAAA
Scleropages formosus (Asian bonytongue) is the source of this 3340-nucleotide messenger RNA. It is a transcript of the gene arhgap24, whose product is annotated as Rho GTPase activating protein 24. Gene Ontology annotation, molecular function: GTPase activator activity. Bases 546 to 2840 code for a protein of 764 amino acids. Lineage: Eukaryota; Metazoa; Chordata; Actinopteri; Osteoglossiformes; Osteoglossidae. Gene Ontology annotation, cellular component: focal adhesion. Gene Ontology annotation, biological process: activation of GTPase activity; negative regulation of ruffle assembly; signal transduction. The transcript is spliced from 10 exons. The record is from RefSeq and is a predicted model, not a curated record.